Molecule: messenger RNA, 4280 nt
Organism: Bombyx mandarina (wild silkworm)
Lineage: Eukaryota; Metazoa; Arthropoda; Insecta; Lepidoptera; Bombycidae
Gene: snu
Product: ABC-type transporter snustorr
Biological process (GO): transmembrane transport
Cellular component (GO): ATP-binding cassette (ABC) transporter complex; membrane
Molecular function (GO): ABC-type transporter activity; ATP hydrolysis activity; ATP binding
Source: RefSeq, a predicted model, not a curated record
UUAAGUUAAUACAACACUACCGGCGUAGCCACUGUCCGCGUUGAACGUGGCGAAUCCACUCACCCGUUAUUAAAUUAUACAGUUUAAUAAUAUGGGUUUUAAUUUCUAAAUGUGACGUGAUUGAUAUUUCACAUUGUUUGUGCAAGUGUUGUGUUCUGUGACUUUAUAAAAGUUUUAAAAAAAAAACGGAUAAUUUUUGAUAAAUAAAAUAAUUGAUAGCAAUAUGUCGAAUCCAACUGAUUUCAAAUCUGAGCGAGUGAAGCGGAUGUUUAGCUGGACUACGGGCGAGACAUCGCCUCCGUCGCCCAUCGGCGAUGCGAAGGAGUCCAAAAUAGGCCAGAUACAAUUCUCAGUACCGAUCGACAAACAGGAAAGCACGAUAUGGCAAAAGAGACAGCAAGCAGUCUGCGUGCGGCACGCCUUCAAACACUACGGGUCUAACAAACGGCCCAACCACGUCCUCAGCAACCUCAACAUGACCGUCGCUAAAGGCACCAUAUACGGUCUACUUGGUGCGUCGGGCUGUGGGAAGACCACGCUUCUGUCUUGCAUCGUGGGCAGACGGAAAUUAAACAGCGGCGAGAUAUGGGUGCUCGGAGGGAAGCCUGGAACAAAAGGGUCUGGUGUCCCCGGGAAACGCGUCGGCUACAUGCCUCAGGAGAUAGCUCUGUACGGAGAGUUCACUAUCAAGGAGACCAUGAUGUACUUCGGCUGGAUCUUCGGGAUGGAGACGAAGGAGAUCGUGGAUCGUCUUCGGUUCCUACUUGACUUUUUGGACCUGCCCAGCGAGAACCGAAUGGUCAAGAACUUGAGUGGAGGGCAGCAACGAAGAGUCUCGUUCGCUGUAGCGCUGAUGCACGACCCCGAACUCCUGAUCUUGGACGAGCCGACGGUCGGAGUGGAUCCACUGCUGAGGCAGUCGAUCUGGACCCAUUUGGUUCGGAUCACCAGCUCCGGAGACAAGACCGUUAUUAUCACCACUCAUUACAUUGAGGAGGCCAGGCAGGCGCACUGCAUUGGUCUGAUGAGGAGCGGUCGUCUCCUCGCCGAGGAGUCCCCUCAGGCCUUACUUAGAAUGUACAGCUGCAUAUCGUUGGAAGAUGUCUUCCUAAAACUAUCCAGAAAACAGGGUCAAUCGAAUCAAGUAGUGGAACUAAACGUGACCGGCGGAGGAGCCCUCGGUCUGAACAAGAUGUGCAAGCGCGAGGAGGCGCCCUACGCGGCCGAGGACGGGCAGGUCGUGGGCCUGAACUUCCACCAGUCCAAAGAGGUGCUCAUUGUAGACCACGGAGCUGGGUCUAACGGAGACAUUCCCGGUAAAGUCACGGAGGUCGUGGCCGCGGAGUGCGAAGACUGCGGGAAUUGUUUCAAUCUGACGUCAAGAGGGAAGAUAAAAGCGUUGAUCCAGAAGAACUUCCUGCGCAUGUGGAGGAACAUCGGCGUGAUGCUGUUCAUCUUCGUUCUCCCAGUGAUGCAAGUCAUUCUCUUCUGUCUGGCCAUCGGAAGGGAUCCGACAGGACUACGGAUCGCCGUAGUCAACGAAGACGUGAGGAUAAUAGACGGCGACUGUCCCUACAACCACACCUGCUCAAUGAAGAACCUCUCCUGCCGAUACCUGGACAACCUGAGCGACCACAUGAUAAAGGAGUACUACGCUGAUCUGUCGUCAGCGCUGGAUGCUGUCCGUCAGGGUGAAGCCUGGGGCGCUCUGUACUUCAAUGAGAAUUAUACGGAUUCUUUGGUCGCUAGAUUGGCUCUGGCUGACACGGCCGAUGAAGAGACAGUGACGUCGUCCGAGGUUCAAGUCUGGCUGGACAUGUCCAACCAGCAGAUCGGACUUAUGCUCAACCGGGACAUACAGUUCUCGUACAGGGACUUCGCUAAGGGCCUGCUGGAGACUUGCGACUACAACCCGAAGCUGGGCGACAUCCCGAUCGACUUCAUGGACCCCAUAUACGGGAAUAAGAACCCUUCGUUCACAGACUUCGUAGCUCCCGGCGUCAUAUUAACCAUCGUAUUCUUCCUCGCCGUGGCCUUGACAUCGUCAGCGUUGAUCGUGGAACGGAUGGAGGGCCUCCUAGACCGAUCCUGGGUGGCAGGAGUGUCUCCCGGAGAGAUCCUGUUCUCGCACGUCGUCACCCAGUUCGUGGUGAUGUGCGGGCAGACGGCGCUGGUGCUCAUCUUCAUGAUAUCGGUGUUCGGCGUCAAGAAUAAUGGGAACAUCGUCUUCGUUAUCAUGCUGACUUUGCUGCAAGGUCUGUGCGGCAUGUGCUUCGGGUUCGUGAUAUCGGCCGCCUGCGAGCUAGAGCGGAACGCGAUCCAGCUGGCCCUGGGUUCGUUCUACCCCACGCUGCUGCUGAGCGGGGUGAUCUGGCCCAUCGAAGGGAUGCCCUGGAUCCUGCGCUACGUGUCCCUCUGCCUGCCCCUCACCCUGGCCACGAACUCGCUGCGGUCCAUCCUGACGCGGGGCUGGCCCUUCACGGACUCGGACGUGUACAUGGGCUUCGUGUCGACGUUGGCCUGGAUCGCGCUCUUCCUCAUCGUAACCCUCACGAUCCUGAAAUUCAAACGGAAUUAAAUGCGAAAUCCUGGACGGAUCGCGCUACGGACUCGGUUGUGUGACGCGGUGAGGUGUUAGCUUAUGUACCGUAUGAUUACAGUCGAAACAUUCCCUCGUGAGUGUUUCGACUGGAUUAUAUUAAUAGUAAUUAGGGAGCGCAUGGCGGCUGGCGGGCGAGGCCGCUGUUUGUCCCUUAAAUGACUUUAGUCGCAAUGUAAAUAGUAGUACUGUAUUUAUAAACGAGCUGUAGAGUACGCACGUACACGGCGGGUACCCGGGCGACGCUUUUAGUUAUUUAAUUUCGGAUAGAACGUUCUAGAAGUUAGUUCAACGAUCGAAACGUUACUGGGAUGUGAACGGCUGAUAGGCAGGGCGCAGCGACGAAACACGUUGUGGAUUUAAUACAUACGAUAAUAAUACUGGUAAAGGACUUUUUUUUUUUGUAAUAUAAGGAACAUUGUAUCGACAUGAAAUGUUAGAGAUAAUUGAACACGUGAGUUACCAUAGAUUAAGAUGGUGCCAUAGACGAGUGUGGUUUUUAUGAAGAACCAUCACAAUUACACGGGAGCGGAUACAGGGUUUUUGUUUGGGAACAAUUUUAUAGUCGAAUUUCCUUUAAGUUUCCCAAGUUUUUAUAGCGUCACAAGAUUCAGUAAUAAUUCGUUAAAAAAAAGCUUGAGAUGCUCAUUUUAUUACAUAUCUUUUUUAUUAUAAAGAACCACCUAAUAUUACAAUCGUCUUAUGACGAUGUUUUUUUUUUAAUUGUGUGAAGUAUGUAAAUCUAAUAAAUGUUUGCGUUCUCAGAGCUCGUAUUGUGUAAUUUAAGUAUUCACCAUUACUGCAGGACCGUAAAUAAAUAUAACAUUGUCAAGACUGAAUAUCGCAUUUGCAAUGUUUGAAUUUUUACAUAAAAUCGACAGAUUUAUUUGUUGGUUGAACGAUUUUUAGUAACAAUAAGGCGUUCAACCAUAGUGGAGCCUUCCUGUAUCCGCGCCCGCGAACUUCACUUGCAUUGCAUCAAACGUUAUCCGAAUACUGCUCAAUCAAAACCGAAAGACGAUUUAAUCGAGACAUCAUCAAGAAAACGCCAUCUUGAAUUCGACAAUAUAAUUUAGUCGAUUUGUUUCAAAGGCUGUGCCAAUUCAAUUCUAAUAUAUCUGUGUUAGAGCAAUUUAUUAUUGAUUUAAAUAAGAAUACACCAGACUCAAAUCUGGCAAAAAAUAAAGGAUAUUUGAAGUCAAUCGGUCGAUUACUUAGAAAUUAAUAAAGCUGAUUAAAGUUUGUUUCAAAUCAAUUUAGAUUAUCUAUGCUGUACUAGUAAAUAUUUUUGACAGAUUCCUUGUGAAACUGAUCGACUUUCUUUCAUCAGCGUAGUGAAAUAGAACCUUACUUUAGUAAUUGUACAGUUAGCACGGUAUAUACACUUCGGUGAAUAUGUUUAGUUUUAAUUGCGGCGUAAUUAUUUAGAUACAAAGUGCGAGGUGUCACUGCUAUCGAUAAUUUUUGAAUCAUAUCGAUUUUAAUGAAUUUUUUUUAAUGAAUUUCACGCUAAUGUCUACUCUGGUUGGUCGAAGUAAUCGGUGUGCACUUAACAUCGAUGCGAACGGUCUACACGUUAAGUUGUUGUACGUUGAAAGUGUUACACUGUGAUUGUUUGUAUGCUAGUUUUGACAUUUUUUUGUAAUGACAAUUAUACAAUAAAACUGUACCAAAUAUUUAA